AUGGAAAGGGGAAAAACCCUACGCAAUAAACGAAAAUGAAAACUCCUAUAUAAGCCAAAACUCGCCUCUCUGUUGAAACCCUAGCUUCACUUUCACAGACCCAUUUUUCGCCACACUCUGCCGCAAAACCAUUUUCUUCCUCACACAUCAAUCUCCACUUUCAUCAUUCUCAUUUCCACACCGUAAAAUCAUCAGUGAGGUACCAUGUCGGAUGAUGAAAGGGAGGAGAAGGAGUUAGAUCUCUCUUCUUCUGAAGUUGUCACCAAAUACAAAACUUCAGCAGAGAUCAUUAACAAGGCUUUGAAGUUAGUUGUUUCUGAAUGUAAACCCAAGGCUAAGAUUGUGGACAUUUGUGAGAAAGGAGAUGCAUUUAUUAGAGAGCAAACUAGUAAUGUGUACAAGAAUGUGAAGAAGAAGAUAGAGAGAGGUGUUGCUUUCCCGACUUGCAUAUCUGUUAACAACACAAUCUGCCAUUUUUCGCCUCUAGCAAGCGAUGAAACAGUGUUGGAAGAAGGUGAUAUAGUGAAAAUUGAUUUGGCUUGUCAUAUAGAUGGAUUCAUUGCUGCGGUGGCUCACACUCAUGUUCUUCAGGAAGGUCCAGUUACUGGACGAGCAGCUGAUGUUAUCGCUGCUGCAAACACUGCUGCUGAAGUGGCCUUGAGACUUGUAAGGCCGGGAAAGAAGAACAAGGAUGUAACUGAUGCAAUUCAAAAGGUUGCUGCUGCCUAUGACUGUAAAAUUGUUGAAGGUGUUCUAAGUCACCAAUUGAAGCAGUUUGUGAUUGAUGGGAACAAGGUUGUGCUUAGUAUCUCUAAUCCAGAUACAAGGGUUGACGACGCAGAGUUUGAGGAAAAUGAAGUUUAUGCAAUUGAUAUAUUGACAAGUUCUGGAGAAGGAAAGCCUAAGUUAUUGGAUGAGAAGCAGACAACUAUUUAUAAGAGGGCUGUUGACAAGAAUUAUCACUUGAAGAUGAAAGCAUCUCGGUUCAUAUUCAGUGAAAUAAGCCAAAAAUUUCCAAUCAUGCCAUUUUCUGCUAGGGCUUUGGAAGAGAAAAGAGCUCGUCUGGGUUUAGUGGAAUGUAUGAAUCACGAGCUCUUGCAGCCAUAUCCUGUUCUGCAUGAAAAGCCUGGUGAUUUUGUUGCACACAUCAAGUUCACUGUCUUGUUAAUGCCAAAUGGGUCGGAUCGCGUCACAUCUCAUCCACUCCAAGAAUUGCAGCCUACGAAGACAAUAGAUGAUCCUGAGAUCAAGGCAUGGCUAGCUUUGGGCACAAAGACAAAGAAGAAAGGUGGCGGAAAGAAGAAAAAAGGUAAGAAAGAGGACAAGGCUGAAGCUGAGCCAGAGGACUCAACAAAUGGGGCAACACCUCAGGAAUGAGUUAACAUCUACCUCCCCAAUCCCAAAAAAGAAAUGUUUUUCAUUUCAUUUUUCUGACACCCCUUUUCAAUUUUGGUACAUUGUUCACUAAAUUGUAUCUCUGUUUGGAAUUUGGAUAUGAAUUUAGUAUAGUGUUUAGACAUCUAUUUUAAUAGCUGUUUUCAGUGCA
This is a messenger RNA of Trifolium pratense (red clover), 1546 nucleotides long. Its product is annotated as ERBB-3 BINDING PROTEIN 1. The transcript is spliced from 10 exons. The record is from RefSeq and is a predicted model, not a curated record. Bases 205 to 1377 code for a protein of 390 amino acids. NCBI's taxonomy places the organism in Eukaryota, Viridiplantae, Streptophyta, Magnoliopsida, Fabales, Fabaceae.